AUGGCGAGCAGCUCCACCGGCGGUCAGUGUCAGUUUGUCGUCGGGGUUGGUGCCAUUCCGACGAUCAAGGUGGCCCUGGAUAAGGGCGCCAAGAGCGUCGUGCUCAUGAGUCACAUGGGCCGCCCCGAUGGGAAGCCCAACAAGAAGGACUCCCUGGCGCCAGUGGCCAAGAAGCUGGAGGAGCUCCUUGGCAAGCCGGUGACCUUCCUGGACGAGUGCGUCGGCGAGAAGGUGUGGAAUCGCCUUUUCCGGGGAUUGGCGCCCCCUCCUGUCUACGUGCCUGCUGUCCUUUCCCUCACUCAUUGUGUUUGGAGAGGGCCUUGCACGUUGGAUUUGGCAAUUUUGUGGAUGGUAAUCACCUUCCUCUACUUCCUCACCAUCCUCCUUGGACAUCACGCCGGCCAGAGCUAUACGGCCGAAGAAACCCUCCUGGCACCGCAGAUUGCGGCGUGCCCGGACCCAGGAUCGAAGUCUUCUGAGAUCUUUUACGACCGGAAGGCGUUUUACAGAGGAAGCAGUGGUCAAGGCGGCCAACAGGCUGGCCAGGCACCACUCCAGAUCUACGCUGCCGGAGAGAGCUCUCCGACAGCUGGGGACGACGAACGAAGCCAUGGCGAGCAAGACCCCAUGGCAGUGUACAUGUGGAUGCAAGGUCAAAGCGAGUUCCAGUUUCUGUGGACAAUGCGGCCGCGCCUGGCAAGAGGCGCAGCCGGCUUCCUCCAGCUACUGGCGACAGCAGCCCUAUGUACAGCCACAGCUGAACACGCCGUGGCACCAGAACAGGUGGGGCGAUCAGCCUUCCUCACCCAGACGGCGUGGGGACGACUGGAGACCGCAGCCACCGCGGAAGCGCCAGAGAGGAUCGACUGGCUCAAGGUUGAGUCGCACACCGGUUGUGCCUUCAAUGAUGCUGCCGACGGUGUGGCUAAGGAGGCAAACCUGCCCACAGCGUCGUUGGAUUUUGCCUUCCACAGCCCAGCUUUUGAGGACUCCGUUCAGGAGGGGACGGUGUCCCUCUUGUGGCUGGCCACCAACUCACCUUCUGUCCAGGGCCAGUUGCCAUUUCACGGGGACACUGGAGUGUGGUCAGCUGCCGCCUGCACUGCACCUCGGAGCACAACUCCUGUCUCCACUGUAGCUGUGCCUGCCACAGCCCAGCUUGCCACCUGGUCUGUGAAUUUCCGGGCCAUAUCCUACAAUUGCCUUUCCGCGCGGGGCCCGGCAGCAAGGGAGCUCCUUGACAAGGGCCUGAGGGCUCAGAACGUUGUGCUCACGGGACUGCAGGAGGCCGCUUCCAUCGGCCAAUGUGACGAGAUCCCAGCUCGCUUUGUCAGGGAGAGUUUUGCAAUCCAUGUCGCACAGCCCAGGUGCCUGAUUGUCCUUGUUCGAGCAGGGUCUUUCCGCCUGGCAGUCACAGUUGCCCAUGCCUUGCCGGCCACCGCGCCGGCGGCAGAUAUCCAGGCGUGGUGGCAGCAGCUUGAGCGAAACAUGGCGACUGUGCUGCGUGGCCAUGUUCCUUUUGUCUUUGUCGACGGCAAUGCAAAGUUUCGGGCGACAGAGGCUGCUCCGGAGACUCUCGCGGCAUUUCCGCUAGAUGACAACGCACAGGCCAUGCGCUCCCUUUGCAAGCGCUUUGAUCUGGCUCCGUCAGACCAAUAUGACCAGACUGGCCAAAGACUGUUUUCGUGGCAGAGCCCUACUGGAUUUCAGUCGCUCAUUGAUUAUGUUCUGGUACCGGCAGACUGGCAGGAAGGUACUGCGACCCUUCCGACUUGCUGCUUGCGGGAUCUACAUGCCGGUUUUGAUCAUUGGCCUGUUGGUGUUCAGGUAGCAGCCAAGUUGGUAGCUCCGUGCACCCAGCCUCGCAUUCGCCUUAAUCAACAGGCCCUUGCGACAGCGGCAGGACAAGCAGCCGCUUCGAGAGCGCUCCCUACUGCGCCCUUAGUCGGUUGGGAGGUGGAUGCAACGACCCAUGUCGACCGCAUCCACUGUCACCUUCAGCACUGCCUGGCAUCCGAGCUGCCUCCUUUGCCUAAAGUUGCACGGAACCCCGCCAUCUCCUCUGAGACACUUGCGGCCAUCUACCAGCGACGUUCCCUGCGAACUGUGGAGAAGCGGCUGCGUGCUGCUGCGGGACGCCUUGACUUGUGGCGCUUCUUUGCGGCGUGGGCACGACGCUCGGGGGCUGUGGUUGCCUGCCAACGAUGGCUCCGUGCUCUAGAUGACCGCCGGCUACAGCACGCAGCUGAUGUUGUCGCUGCCAAUCGCGCUGUCACCAGAGGCAUGGCUGCCGAUAAGGCUUCCUUUGUCAGGAGAGCGGUUGAGCAGGCCAGGGGGCAGGGCACGGCCGCCUUUGCACAUCGGAUCCGGGCUGUUCUUCGCCGUGGCCGUCGAUACAAGCCGCCGCAGAUCUUGUGCCCUCUUACUGCGGAAGGCAAAGAAGUCACUGGGGAAGAGGAGAUUUUGAGGAGCCUGGGCCGGCAUUUUGCCAAGCCUGAGAGAGCACAGGCGGUUGACACUGUAGGCUUCCUUUCGUCCUUUUCCCGUCGCAAGCCGCUCGAUGCUUCUCUCGACCUCAAUGCCGUUCCCAGUUUCGAGCAGCUUGUGCAGGGCUUUUCUUCCCUUGCGACCGGCAAGGCCCCUGGACUUUCAGGCCUCAGCUCAGAGAUUUACCGGGCCAGCCCCUUGCUUGCGGCACAGGUCUUCUAUCCAAUUCUCCUCAAGGGUGUUGUCAGGGGUCAGUUCCCCUUCCAAUGGACGGGAGGUCAGGCCAGCGCCAAGGGGGUCCAGCGUGCCUUUCGCCGUCCUCUUGUUGAUCACCUUCUGCGUCUGCCCGGCAUGCCGCUCACCCUCCCGGCUCUUUUUGUCCGCUCUCACAUCCAACGCCUCAAGCAUCUUGGGGCGUCAGGAGCCGUCCUGUGCCUUGACUGCCGUAAUGCUUAUUACAUUGUGGUGCGGGACACGCUCUUCCGGUCUGGCCGUCAUAUGUCGGAGUCAACACUUCGUCUCAGAGCGCAGGCCUUGUUUGUUCAAGAAGAGGAUCGGGAGCGUUUCGUCCAAUGCAUGCGGAGGGGUGAGUUGCUUGAGGCCCUUGGUAUCGAGGCUGAAUUGCUUCGAUAUGUGGAAGCCCAGCUCUCUCAGACGUGGUUCACCAUGCAUGCUCCCUCGGCCGUGUCGUAUGCCUCAACCAGCGGCACGGCCCCAGGCAGCCCUGUUGCAGAUUUAUUCUUCGGGAUACUCUACUCUCAAUUCCUGGCUGACACGGAGAGAGUCCUCCUUUCCGAAGGCAUCUAUGUUGCUGCCGGUGCUUCUGAGGCUGCCACUCCGGCCGCGCCUACCCCGACCUGGGCAGAUGACUCGGCUUUCCUCCUGGGGCCCAUGCGGCCAGAGAGUGUUGGACCUGCACUGCGACGAGUUACUGAGGUAGCAUGCAGUGGCUUGAGAGCUCUCGGCCUACAGGCUAAUCUGGCCCUUGGCAAGACGGAGGCGCUGCCCAUCCUCCAUGGUAAGGGCUCCCAGUCGGCUCGACGUGCUCUCCUGCACGCGGAUGAGCCCAUUCUUCUCUUUGGACCUCAAGACGGUCAGGAGGAGCUCCGCCUCACGCCUCAGUAUGUGCACCUCGGCAAUGUUGUUACGGCGUCUGGACGCGAGGGGCCGAAUAUCGGGUACCGUGAGGGACUUGCACGGGAGCUCUACAAGCCGCUCCGACGCAAGGUUCUCUUUUCUCCUUACUACACUGCGAAGGAGAAGACCUCACUUGUUGCCACCCGGGUCAUCCCCCGUUUCCUGCAUGGGGCUGGAGUUUGGCAGCCAUCCUCGGCCUCAGAAGCGCAGGCCUGCCUUGAGCCCGUUCGCAAGUACCUGCGUGGCACUUUUCGGCCUGUCACAGGGAUCAGUUGUGCCGGGUUCAGCAACAGCGAAGUCACCGCCGCGCUCGAUUCUCCUACGGCUGAGGAGUACUUCCAUGUGGCACGUGCCCGUGCCCUCCUCGACGCCUGCCAACCAGCAGGAGCACCAGCUUGGGGGGCGAUUGAUGAGGCCCCAGCCUGGAAGGAACUUGCUUGGGAGUCCCUGUGCCUCGUCGCAGAGCAGCUCCAUCUGCCUUUUUUGCAGCCGGCGUGUCCUUCUAUGGCUGCCAUGUCUUCCGCAGUGGUGGGCUACACUCCCACACUCCGCCGGGCAUGCAAGGCCUACCUGCGAGCCUGUCGGAGCAGUCGCACCCCGCCCGACUUGGUCCCGCGGGACCUGCCGGAGUCGGCACUGGAAUGCACGUCUGCAUCGCAUCCCCGACUCCCUUUCCUCUGCUCGUUUUGUCCAGCCGCCUUCCGUUCCAACAAAGCUUGCAAGGUCCAUGAGUCUAAGAGGCAUGGCAGCCGCCCUUUGCACAUGACCACCUGCUUUGGCACUCGGUGUGAAAUCUGUGCCACGGAACACUGGAAUCCGACGCGUCUCGCGGCGCAUCUUGCACGCAGCCCUACGUGCCUCGCUGCAUAUGCCCAUGCUGAGAUCGCGGAAGCUGGAGACUUGCCUCCAAGCGUCCCUCCGGCAGCCUGGCGCCCUCCAAUGAGAGUGGCGGGGCCGGCUCCCAUGGACGCCAUGAAGUUGAAGUCCUCGCCGGUUGGAUCGCCGGAGCUGGCGCCGCGAUCUGCUCCCUUGGAGCUUCGCUCCUUGAAGGUGGCCCUGCAGCACGCGCGCUUGCAGCGCUGCCCUCUCCGAGCUUGGCUGAAGCAGCAGCGCGGGCGCAUGAGCCUUCUGGCCCGCCAGUUUGCCAUGGGCCUCAACAUGAACGAAGAGCAAGACGAUGAAGAGACGGUGCGCCGCAUCCAAAUGGCCGUGCGGGCCCUUGCUACUCCCGCCGCAUGA
This is a messenger RNA of Symbiodinium sp. CCMP2592, 4863 nucleotides long. The record is from the annotation of a GenBank genome assembly. NCBI's taxonomy places the organism in Eukaryota, Dinophyceae, Suessiales, Symbiodiniaceae.